UGAAACAGAUGGAGGAGCAGUGAAACAGCGCGGCGGUGAGGUUGCACGGCCGCUGCCUGCAAAGUGUGAACCUGUUUGCGAACGUUUACAAAUGUUUACGAACUGCACGUCGGUCUGUUGUUGCUAUGAUUCGUACGAGUUAGCAAACCUAGUUUGGAAAUGUUCUCCCAGUUUCAUCUUAAAGAGAAUAACGCGAAAACGGAAAAGCUUAUAUGACCUUUACUCAGUGUGUGAAGCUGCUCUGAGACGAUGUACUCAAACAGGUCGGAGCACAGUCACAGGCGGCAGCACGGUGACAGGAGUUCCAGGCAGUGGAAUGACAGACGUGAACCCCACAGAGAUGUACCUCGGGAUUCCUUCCAAAAAUAUGAUAGAGCUGAGGGAGGAAACCGAAGCAGAGAGUACAGUGACUCGCCUCAGAGGCGAUACAGUCAAGACUGGAGCAGAAAGAGCCCAGUGAGAAGACGCGGGUCUUCUCCUGAUAGGGGUGCUACUGAAAAGAAGAGGCGAAGGUUUGUUGAUCAUGAUGAUGAUCACAAAUACAGAUGUGAACCUGAGGAUAAAACAUACAGACAAUCGCCAGAUGGUUUUUCACAUCAACCCAAGGAUUUCAAACAUUCACUACCACAAAAAGACAAUUUCAAAUACAAGAAAACCUCUCAAGACUCGAGACACAGGCAUGAAGAGUUCAGCUACAGAACACAGCAUGACGAUCACAGACCAGCGUCUGGAUAUCACAAAGACCGAGAUCAUCGUGAAAGGAGCUGGGAGCGUUCAGAAGGGUCGACACGAUCUCAAGAGAGCUCCAUGAACAAUUUUGUCAAAGGAGGAGCGAGAGAAGACAGCCCCUCCAGACGUCACGAGGAUCCUCAUCAUCAAAGUAGUGCAAGGUUUCCAUUAAAUGAACCUUGUGGACAGUCGUUUGAGCGUGACCUCAUCAACCAAACUCCCACUCUUCCUGAGCAGAAGUCCAAUGAGGGCUUUCAGCGUUUCCUCGACGUGCUCAACAAGGGCGUGAACGUCGCCAUGCUCACCAAGAUCGUCACUCGUCCGUCUCCAGAAGCCAACAAUCCACCGCACUCCCCUGGUUCUUUCACGGACACGGUGCAACAUCUGUGGUCUCCUGAUUCUGAUGAGAAGCAACAAGGAAGCCACCAAAACAACGGCCAGUGGAGUGAGAGCGAAGGACCCCGGCGACCUCACUGUGAGACCAAGACCUUCAGCCCAGUGGGACGUUCUCUGUCUGAUGACACGUCACUGCAAAGGAGUGAUGGAGGACAAAGCCACCAUGGUUCGAACAGCAGAUUCAAGUCUCCGUCCGUGGUGGCGAAUAAAACAAUGACGCCUGAAGAUGAGCACAAGCACAAGCAAAUUCAAGAUGUUCUGCAGGCCAUUGGCUUGGAUCUGGGUUCUGAGGAACUGGGCCAAAUGUCCCAUCGAAUCCAGGAGCGGUUAUACGGAAAGAAGGAUGUUGACCUGGCUCGCUGUCGAGGCGGAAGUAGAGAAAGAGACACGAGGCGAGCGAUUUCUCCACAAUAUCGAAGUAGAUCGUCCUCAUCAAACCGAUCAAAUUUCAGCUCUUUGACUGGGGACAGUUACAUGAAGAAAGACUCAUGUCAUGCUCAGAUGGAUGGAACAGAGGUGCAUCCCAUUCAGGCGCUUAAGACUGGUGAAUAUGUCCAGAAUAAUAGCAGUGAUUGUGUUCAGGACAGUGAUAAAUGUGAAACCACUGCUACAUUUCAGACAUUUUCUCAUGAUAACACCUACAGUGUUUCAGAGCCGCCUCCUCCUCCUCCUCCUCCCACAGUGCCGCUGACAUACUCUCCAGUGAACUAUUCACCUCUGCCAUACUCACCUCUACCGCCACCUCUGCCUCCGAACUUACCCCACGUCAGACCCAGUGUUUUCUUGCCUCCCUACCUCCCUUUCCCCCCUGUCCCCCCUGUCCCACCUGUGAACUUCUUCCCUCCAACAAACCACUUACUCCCACAACACAUUAUCAAUCCUCAGUCAAACUUUCAAAACCGGCCACAAAUGAACCAACAUCAGCCAGUGAACAAUGCACAGAAAUCCAAACCACAGCCCAGGCCGAGGUGUUUGCAGGUCAUCCAAACAAAACAACCUGGAUAAUGAAGAUGUGAGGAGAUGUGGGUGGGAAAUCUGAGCAGAGAAACUCACUGGUGUAGGACAGCAGCUCCUUUAUAUUAACAACACAUCACACAUCAGAACAUCCUUCAGACAAAAGCAGCAACAAGUAAUGUUGAGAAUGAUCAAUGACGACUGUCCAUCACUCAGUCUGUGUUUUUCAGCCACGGCACAAUGUCACACACACACACACACACACACUAAACCCACAGUGACCGUAACCCUUUUUGAUUUAUUGUAUUAUUUAUAGCUAGUCAUAAAUGAUGAGAUACGGUUUUGUUGUAAUCAUGUUUGUUUGCAAAUGUCUUUUUUCUGAGGGUACUCCCUUCAUGUGAAUAUUUACCAUGUAUAGUAAACAACAUGUGUUUUUACACCAACUGUUGCUGUGUAAAUAUCUGACGAGUGUAAUAAAUACAAUGAUUCUGAAGUAAA
This is a messenger RNA of Solea senegalensis (Senegalese sole), 2577 nucleotides long. Its product is annotated as cyclin-dependent kinase 12-like. The coding region runs from base 250 to 2130 and encodes 626 amino acids. The transcript has 4 exons. Lineage: Eukaryota; Metazoa; Chordata; Actinopteri; Pleuronectiformes; Soleidae. The record is from RefSeq and is a predicted model, not a curated record.